GCUGGUUUCUCUUGUACUUCGACUUCUCCGUCUCUGCUUCUCCUUUGCCUCUGUUCUUUGUUUGUGGCUUGCACAUCCCACAUUGUCUUCCCCAGAAUUUGUGAUAUCUCAUCACCACGAACUAUAAAGCUCUUGGGUCCGUUGCACCGCGCACGCAUCCACACAUCCACCAACUUGAGGGCCGACAAAGCGUUACUGACCCAUCGUCAUGGUCCUUUUCUUCAAGUCGACAGCUAUCGACCCGCCGGUGGUCCUGUACAUGGGUAAAGACAAGGUCGAGAAUGAAGACCUGAUUAAGUACGCCUGGCCGCAAGACAUCUGGUUCCACGUCGACAAGCUCUCGUCGGCGCACGUCUACCUACGCAUGCCGGAUGGCAUGGCUUGGGAGACCAUCCCCGAGCCUCUCCUCGUCGACUGCGCCCAGCUCGUCAAGGCCAACUCAAUCGAGGGGAACAAGAAGGACAACCUUACAAUUAUCUACACGCCUGCAGACAACCUCAAGAAAACGGGCGACAUGGCCGUCGGCCAGGUCUCGUUCCACAACGAUAAGCGGGUCAAACGAAUCCACGUCGCGAGCCGCGAGAACCCGAUCGUGAACCGGCUCAACAAGACGAAGGCCGAGCGGCAGGUCGACCACGAGCAGGAGCGCGUGGACCGCAUCAAGACGGAGAGCGCGGUGCGGCGCGUGGCCGCCCAGCAGAAGAAGAAGACAGACGAAGAGCUUGCGCGUCAGCGCGCCGCGGAGAAGGCUGCUCGCUCGUACGACACGCUGUUCGAGCAGCAGGCGGAAGAGGACGAUGACGGGAUGGCGGAGGCACCAAAGGGAUCCGUGCGCGAGUGGGAAGAGGACUUCAUGUAGAGGUGCUGUGUGGUCACCUCGACAGUCCCGGGUGCCUGUAUACUACUGUAUGCAGCGCGUGUGAUCAGCGGGUCUACCGAAGAGACGUUUGCUGGGCCAUUCGCCGUUCAGGGGCCAUCCCCGAUGAGUGGUUGGGAAAGGUGAGUCAGGAGCUACAUUGAGUCGGAGACCGAGGACCCGUGUUUUACCCAACUUCUGCUCGGUGCUCAUAUUCAACCUCGCACCCUGAUAUGGUGAACGCCGAGCUAGUCCAUCCAAGGUCAAUUUGCGCGAGGCCCUGACGUACUCCCUAUUCCUCUGGCGCAUCAACCUUGAAGCAAUUCGCGGUUCCUUCUUGACUUCUUAGUUUCUGCGAUGCAAGACCGGAGUGGUGUUUUCCAGGUUGCAUGUCCAUGUGCGAGGAUAAUGCGGCCAGCGAUGUCAACCCGGUGCUCAAGGCUUUUCGCGAUUCAGCUAGGUGUGUCUG
This is a messenger RNA of Rhodofomes roseus, 1325 nucleotides long. RefSeq names its product cytoplasmic protein. NCBI's taxonomy places the organism in Eukaryota, Fungi, Basidiomycota, Agaricomycetes, Polyporales, Fomitopsidaceae. The record is from RefSeq and is a predicted model, not a curated record. The transcript has 8 exons. Bases 209 to 859 code for a protein of 216 amino acids.